GAGUCAUUAUUUCAUAUAUUCUUUAUAUAUAAUUAUUGUGGUCCUAAUCAACAAGAAAAACAAACAAAAAAAACAGCAAUGGAUUGAAUAAUAAUUACGACCAACUCUUUUGCACAAUCAAUGCAAACUAGCUACAACAUCGUCAUCAUCAUCCUCCAUGGCUGCAGAACUCUGUGAUUUGCAGGUCCAUAUUAAUGGUCAACAAACAUUCUAUAUCCACGAGAAAACAAUAACAAGAUUUUCAGUGAAGUUAAGGAAGAUCAUCAAGAAAGAAAAAAGACGAACCCAGAUUCGAAAAACUGGAAUAGAGAUCAAUGAUUUCCCUGGAGGGUCGGAUGGGUUUGAAUUAUUUUCAAGAUUUUGUUACAACAAUGGUGAAAUUGAUAUAUCGGUUUCAAACAUCUCCCUCCUUCAUUGUUGUGCGGUUUCUUUGGCUAUGAAUGACACACUUUUGCCUAGAACCACUGAGCUUUUCUCACGGAUGUCCGACUGGUCAUUUUCGGACAUCCGUGAUUGUCUCAAGAACUGUACAUCGAUCAUUUCUUAUGCUGACUCUUUUGGCAUAACAGAAAAACUCAUAUCCAAUCUCAUAAUCAGAAUCACACAAAACUCGGAUUCCACAACUUCAAUCCCAUAUUCACCAUCUUCAUCUUCUCCUGAUAGUACUACAAAAUCUAGUAAUACUUUAUUAAGACUAUCAUCUUGUUCAUCAACAAAAGGCUUAUGGUGGUUUGAUGACAUGAUAAUUUUACCGCCAAUGAUAAUAGAAAGAUUUGUGAAGGCAUUAGGUGCAUAUGGCAAUGAAAACAAUAGUUUACUUGUCACAAGAUUCCUUCUACAUUACUUAAAAACUUCAUCACAAUCAAAAACACAAUUAGCCUUUUCAAGAAGUGAGUAUGUUAGUCUAGCUGACACAGCUGUUCAUGGUGUGGUCUUAAUGGGCAAAAGUGCAUUUUCUUGUAGAGGACUAUUUUGGGUGUUGAGAAUUGUAUCAAGUUUUGGGCUAAGUAGAGAAUGUAGAAAUGGGCUAGAAAGAUUGAUUGGGGGAAUGCUUGAUCAAGCAAAAGUUGAUGAUUUGUUGGUGAGUAAUAACAACAAUGGAUCAAGUGGUGUGUAUGAUGUAAACCUUGUUUUGAGAUUGAUUAGAGAGAGUAAUAAAGUUGAAGGGGUGUGUUUGGAAAGAAUGAAGAAGGUUGGGGGGUUACUUGAUAAAUAUUUGAGAGAGAUAGCACCAGAUCAGAAUUUGAAGAUAUCAAAAUUUUUAGGUGUUGCUGAAAGUUUACCGGAUUGUGCAAGAGAUUGCUUUGAUGGGGUCUACAAAGCCAUUGAUAUAUAUCUUGAGUCGCACCCAUGUUUAUCAUUGGAAGAAAGAUCAAGGCUAUGUAGGUGCUUAAACUACGAGAAGCUAAGCUUAGAAGCAUGCAAAGACUUGGCCAAAAACCCCCGAAUCCCACCAAGAAUCGCAGUCCAAGCACUUGUGUCACAACACUCGAAUAUACCCCCGGAUGAUCAUAGUUACAACAACGAUAAUCAUGAUCAAGAUAACUAUACCUACAUAAAAGACCAUGAUCGAGAAAUGAAAUUAACCAAAAGCAGUAAAGAACUCAUGGUGCUCUACAACAAAAAUGACGGCCACGAUCAUCUUCAUUUUGACUCCUCGGAUCAUAGCUCAAAAAGCAGCUCACGCCACGAACAUAAUAAGGAAGUUGAUGAUGAUGAUGGUGUGGUGAAACUCAACUUGCAAAAGAUGCAAUGGAGGGUGGUGGAAUUGGAAAAGAUUUGUAGGGAAAUGAAGGGUCAGAUGUCGAAAAUGGUUAAAGGUGACCGAGUCAUCAUGUCUGGUUCGUCACAUGGUAGACCAUUGCCAAGAUUGUGUUGACCUUAUGGAAGAUUAAUUUUGAUUUGUUUAUUUUUCAAACUUUUUUUUUUUUUUUUUUGGGUAUGUUGUCUAAGUGUAUAAGAAUGUGUCAUGAGUGUGAUUUUAUGUAUAUUGAUUGCUUGAUCGAGAAUAUGGGUUUACUACUCCGAUCCAUAUCAAUCAAAUGGUGUGUUCCGGUCCAUUUGAAGUACCUACCUUGUUCAAUUUCAA
Erigeron canadensis is the source of this 2089-nucleotide messenger RNA. RefSeq names its product BTB/POZ domain-containing protein At1g50280. The transcript is spliced from 3 exons. Lineage: Eukaryota; Viridiplantae; Streptophyta; Magnoliopsida; Asterales; Asteraceae. The record is from RefSeq and is a predicted model, not a curated record. The coding region runs from base 158 to 1879 and encodes 573 amino acids.